AUGACCAUAGCCGAACGCCAGGCCCCCAAACACUUCACCCUUCCACGCCCCCUCAACAACAACCGCGACUCCGUCCUCGAGGUCCUCCACAGCCAUUCUCGUCUCGCAAAAUGCGCCUUGCCGGACAUCAACCUACAAGUCAUCACCAAAACAGACGAUACUACCGUCUUCAUCGAUGAACCUCACGGCCCUGAAGAUCACACUGGUCAACGUACACCACGGAGUCAUGAAAUUCGUCGACCAGGUUGUGGAGCAAGACGUCAAAGCCUCUUCCAAGCUCGUUGA
Messenger RNA from Aspergillus chevalieri, 285 nucleotides. RefSeq lists its product as uncharacterized. Bases 1 to 285 code for a protein of 94 amino acids. The transcript has a single exon. The record is from RefSeq and is a predicted model, not a curated record. NCBI's taxonomy places the organism in Eukaryota, Fungi, Ascomycota, Eurotiomycetes, Eurotiales, Aspergillaceae.